This is a messenger RNA of Neoarius graeffei (lesser salmon catfish), 5318 nucleotides long. It is a transcript of the gene ndst2b, whose product is annotated as N-deacetylase/N-sulfotransferase (heparan glucosaminyl) 2b. The transcript is spliced from 15 exons. The coding region runs from base 736 to 3405 and encodes 889 amino acids. Gene Ontology annotation, cellular component: Golgi apparatus. Gene Ontology annotation, molecular function: heparan sulfate N-sulfotransferase activity; deacetylase activity. NCBI's taxonomy places the organism in Eukaryota, Metazoa, Chordata, Actinopteri, Siluriformes, Ariidae. The record is from RefSeq and is a predicted model, not a curated record.
CUGGGCCAGUGUGUGUGUUUUGAAGUUGGAGCUUUGUAGAGAGCUGAGCCCUCCCCACAGCCUCCCUCUCUCUCUCUCUCUCUCUCUCCCUCUCUCUCUCUGUGCGGGUAUCGCAGCCCGAGUGAACAUGGCGGAGCGGAGUGGGAUGCGUUCAAGCGCCGAAGGAAAGUUGCUGUUUUAAGCCGAACCCGUAUUGCUGUGUCUGCUCCGGUGGCGGAUGUGUAAGCGGUAAGUAGACACGUGCGCACCGGAGACGUGGGAGGAAACUGCGCGCCUGCUGGGUAGCUGAAGUGGCGCUGUGCGCGAGCCGCUCCUGGGCUGCGAUGUGGCGGAUCUGAGCGAUGCAGUGGAGUGAGAAAUGGAGCUGAAGCUCAAACAGACCUGGGCUCUGUGAUCCAUAUUACUGUACAGCUGCUGAGCUUGAUCAGGUGAUGCCUGAUCAGCACUUCCCAUAAGAACAAAGGCGAGUGCUGUGAAUCCAUAGCUUCCUCAAUGAAUCUAUUGUUCAAACAGAUGAAUGACCCACCAAAGGAGCAUAGAUGAAAAAGAAAGCCUGGGGCGUUUUCAUAAACUUGUUUCUAUAACCAGAGAAAAAGAAAGGAGGAGCGGCGAGCCUGUCGCCAGCUAUGGGUGCCAUGGUUACUUAGAUGCAAUGGUUGUGUCUUAGGCCAACUCUGGUUGCUCCUCUUCCUCAAGAACUUUGGGUGCUUUCCCUGCAAUCCUGGCCCUGCAAGCAUGGCUGGUAUGAGGAAGUUGACUCGCGCUGUGCGCCAGCAGGGGCUCCACCGCCUGGUUCUGGCUCUUAUCCUCUUCUGCCUGCUUUCCAUGGCCUACCUGGCCUACCAUGUCAGUGGUGGGCCUAAGAUCAAGGAAGCGCCUCCUUUGCCACUGGGGGAAUGUGUGACUGCGGCUCCCAUCGCCAUUAGCCAGCGGGUUCCUCUGUUCCUGCCCUCUGAGCUGAGUCAUCAGUGGCAGGCAUCAAGGAAGCUAGACACUACACGCAUUGAGCCUGUGGUGCUGCUGUUCAUCGAGAGCAUUUACUCUCAGCUGGGCCAGGAGAUUGUGGCCAUCUUGGAGUCUAGCCACUUUAGGUACCACACUGAAAUUGCUCCGGGUAAAGGUGACAUGCCUGCCUUGGCCUGGCGGGGUAGAGGCCGCUACGCUUUAAUCAUCUAUGAAAAUCUGCUCAAAUAUGUCAACUUGGACUCCUGGAAUCGACAGCUGUUGGAUAAGUACUGCCAAGACUAUGGCGUGGGCAUCAUUGGUUUCUACCGUGCCAAUGAAAAUUCUCCAUCUAGUGCCCAGCUCAGAGGAUUCCCACUUUACUUGCGCUCCAACCUUCCACUAUGGGACUAUCGGAUCAACCCAGCUGCUCCACUACUCUACAUCACCCGGCCCAGUGAACUAGAACCCGGCCCACUCCCUGCUGAUAACUGGACCACCUUCUUGUCAAACCACAGCACCUAUGAGCCUGUACUGCUGGCCAGCCCCAGGCCUGCUGAGCUGUCAACACAUUCCAUUCUGCAGAGGGUGCUGUUAGCUACUGUAAUACAAGAUCUGGGUCUUCACGACGGGAUCCAGCGUGUCCUCUUUGGUGCAAGUCUGUCCUUCUGGCUGCAUAAACUGCUGUUUGUGGAUGCAGUUGGCUAUUUGACAGGCAGGAAGCUCAGUUUAUCACUGGACAGAUUCUUACUCGUAGAUGUGGAUGACAUCUUUGUUGGGAAGGAAGGGACACGCAUGAAAGUGGCUGAUGUGGAGGCCCUGCUUCACACCCAGACCAAACUCCGUGCUCUGGUACCUAAUUUCACAUUCAACCUGGGCUUCUCAGGAAAGUUCUUCCAUACAGGUACGGAUGAGGAGGAUGAAGGUGACAACACCUUGCUCAGACACAGGCAGGAAUUCUGGUGGUUUCCUCACAUGUGGAGCCACAUGCAGCCACAUCUCUUUCAUAAUGUCAGCGUGCUGACAGAUCAGAUGAGACUCAACAAGCAGUUUGCUCAGGACCAUGGCAUCCCCACUGACAUGGGCUAUGCUGUGGCCCCUCACCACUCGGGUGUUUACCCAGUACACAACCAGCUAUACAAGGCCUGGAAGAGUGUGUGGGGCAUUUCAGUGACCAGUACAGAGGAGUAUCCUCAUCUUAGACCUGCCCGUUUCCGCAGGGGCUUCAUUCACAGCGGCAUAAAGGUUCUCCCACGGCAAACAUGUGGACUCUUCACACACACUAUCUUCUAUAAGGAUUACCCAGGAGGCCCUCAAGAACUGGACAAAAGCAUCCGGGGUGGAGAGCUGUUCCUUACUGUGCUUCUCAAUCCGGUCAGUAUUUUCAUGACCCACUUGUCUAACUACGGUAACGAUCGACUGGGUCUGUACACUUUUGAGUCUCUGGUAAAGUUUGUGCAGUGCUGGACUCACCUGCGCUUACAGACUCUGCCACCCAUGCGCCUGGCUGAGAAAUAUUUCCACAUCUUCCCUGAUGAGAGAGACCCCCUGUGGCAGAAUCCUUGUCAUGAUAAGAGGCAUAAAGACAUCUGGUCGAAAGAGAAGACCUGUGAUAGGCUGCCCAAGUUUCUGGUUAUUGGGCCCCAGAAAACAGGGUCAACUGCUCUGCACGCAUUUCUUUCCCUCCAUCCUGCCAUCACUGCCAGUUCAUUCAGCACUGUCACAUUUGAGGAGGUGCAGUUCUUUAGUGGAUCAAACUACCUGCAGGGAAUUGAUUGGUACAUGGACUUUUUCCCAGUGCCCUCUAAUGUGAGCACAGACUUUCUAUUUGAGAAGAGUGCUAAUUACUUUGACACUGAGGCCGUCCCAAAGAGAGCUGCAGCACUGCUGCCCAGAGCCAAAAUCAUAACCAUUCUCAUCAACCCAGCUGACAGAGCGUACUCCUGGUACCAGCAUCAGAGGGCUCACCGGGAUCCUGUGGCUCUGAACUACACAUUCCAGCAGGUGAUCUCUGCAGGUUCGUCUUCUCCUGCAGCGCUGCUUACUUUACGCCGCCGCUGCCUGCAGCCGGGAUACUACAGCAGCCAUUUAGAGCGCUGGCUCCAUUAUUACCAGCCCAGUCAGCUUUUGAUUGUUGAUGGACUCCAGUUGCGGUCCAAGCCAGUGCAGGUGAUGGACAGUGUGCAGAAGUUUCUGGGUGUUACACCCUACUUCAACUAUACUCAGGCACUCACAUUUGAUGAGAGUAAAGGCUUCUGGUGUCAGAGACUGGAUGCAGGCCGAACGCGCUGCCUGGGCAAGAGCAAAGGCAGGAAAUACCCCGAUAUGAGCCCAGAGUCUUGGACCUUUCUGUCGGAGCAUUACCGAGAGCAGAAUGUGGAGCUGCUGAGGCUGUUGAAGCGCUUGGGGCAGCCUCUGCCCAGCUGGCUCCGAGAUGAUCUCCACAACGCCGGCUGGAGCUGACACCAAGAAGCACAAUGAGGAAUAGAAGCCCACAGCGAUCCCUGCUCCACCCCACAGCACACAAGGCUGUGUCACUGCAGGACAGAGGACAUUCGAUUCUCCCAGUGUCCCAACACACACACACACACACACACUCCAAGUCCAACCAGGACAAGUGGACACCUUCUGUGUGCGUGUGUGCGAGAGCUGAGCUCCAGCUUUAAAAGGGAGCUGAGAAUCAGAGUUUGUACAUUUUGACGAGGACUCUACACCUAUUUAAUAACCAAGAUGAAGACAUAAGAGCUAGUUAGUUGUAUUUUGGAUAACUGACAGAGAAGCUCAUUAAUUGCAUUGUGGGAAAUGGUGUUUCACAAUGAAUUUUUCAGCUAAUGAGAUGAGCAUCUUAGAAACUUAGAAACACUUAGCAAAGUGGAUGUGAAGAAAUUCACAGGCUGGUCAUAAUGAGCUUUUUUUUUUUUUUUUUAAUUCUGCCAAGCAGAGAAGUACUUGAGUGUGUGCCAUCUAAGAUUUCGGACGUUUGCUGAUGUUUCAAAUUGUCUUGAUCUGUGAGCAUCAGGAUUAGAUUCUGACUGUUUCACAACCAGCUUCAUACCACUGAACUAAAACAUUCCAGGGCCGGAGUCUAUAAGGCCAUUGCACUUUUCAGCGUUUUAUUUUGGACUUUCAAAAGAAAUGAAAUAGGAGUGUUUGAACUAUAAACCGAGUUGAGUUUUGGGAUCAGUGAUUGAUUGAUUGACUAGCAUGUUUCCCAGCCUGAUAAGUCGCAGGCAGCUACACGACCAACUCAAUUAGCACAUGAAAAAAAAAAAAAGUGUAUGAAGAACGUUGAACCUGUGCUGAUGACCAGAUAUGGUUUUGUUCCAGUGUUUAAUGUAAUGAGGUCAGCAGUGUUUCCGACGUGACUUGCCAUCUCUAACCGCGCCAAACUAAACUGCUGGGUUCAAAUGAGGUAACUUUGUGUUGUGUCUGAGAGUCGUACCAAUGAGGGAGUCAGGGUGUGUGUGUGUGUGUGUGUGUGUGUGUGUGAGUGAGAGAGAGAUUGCGUUUGUGCAAAUAAGUGAAAGUCAGUUGCAGUGGCUGUACUGUGCAUCAACACUAGUAUAUUCUGUUUUUUUUUUUUUUCUUGGGUCAAAUUUAAAUCAGGUAAAAAUGCACAUCUGCAAAUAAAUGCACACAAUAAAGGCACUCAGGUGUGUCGGCUUCCAGUUCCUCCUGUUGUGUGUGGAGUGAAAGGAGACUGGAUGCGUUCUCUGUGCUUUGCUUUAUCAGAUGGUACAGUAGGAGGAGCGCAGAGAGGAAUAAGUUUGAUUAAUCACUUGCCGAAACGAGAGACUCAGGCUCCAUGUUAGGGCUCUAGGCAGCAAGAGCAGCCCUUAAAUAAGUCUGCUCCGUUCCUCUGGGAGCUACAGACAGUACACUAUGUACUGACAGGUAGAUGGAGGAAGCAAGCGUGUGUGUGAGAGAAUAUGAACGACUUGGGCAGCAACUGGAACGCUUCUUGGGCAGACGAAUGCAUCCUACUGCCACAUAAUUAAAAAUAAUUUAUUCUUAAAAGUCCAUUAAUUGAUUUGUAUAUGCCAGUACUUUAGUUCCUUAAUUUUCAUAAAUGCUAUUGGAAAACACUUGGCAGCAAAUGCUGAAAUGGCCUUUUUAUUAGACAUGCAGGUUUUAGUAAUUACAAAAACACCAAUGAAAAUCUUGGAGCAUUCAGUGGUUGUCAGUUGAUGGUUUUAUUAAAUGUAUGAUCAUGCAAAAUCCAGCAUUCAUAUACGUAGCCCGAUAGUAUACCAUUACAAUGCAGGAGAUUUACUCAAUGAGGGGAGCAUACAAAGCUGAGUUAUCGAUUCCUUUUUUUUUUGUUUGUUAUUACUUUUUCUUUUUUUUUCCUUUUUUUUUUUUUUUUAAAGAUGGUA